AUGUCCCCGCAAAGUGUACCUUACUUAGAUCUUGUUGGCUUUGUUCUCGAUCGUCAUUACGUUGAUCCGCCUUUGUCACGAGUCACCAUCCCCACUCUCCCUCUUCCCCCCCAAUUAACCCUCUGGACCUCAAUAAUCACCCCGUACGCCUUGCCAUCUUACGCCCUCGGCCUCAUCAUUUCAUACGCCUUCCCUAUCCUCACGCCCCCGCUAGCCCUCCCAACUCCUUCGCGCUCUUGGUGGCAACCCAUUUAUUUGCCUCAUCUCGAAUUCAAAUUGGAUGUCCUACAGAGUUUCUUCCAGCUAUUAGACUCUCUACCGCGUCGCCAGGUCGGCCUCCACAACGUGGCGCCAGCACCCGAGACAGCAGAAUUGACAGCCACACGUCGCAGCUCCCCCGGUCGCCCACACCAUCCGAUAAUCAUCGAUUCUUUUAAUGCUGGGCGGCUCUGA
Molecule: messenger RNA, 453 nt
Organism: Penicillium samsonianum
Lineage: Eukaryota; Fungi; Ascomycota; Eurotiomycetes; Eurotiales; Aspergillaceae
Exons: 4
Coding region: 1-453 (150 amino acids)
Source: RefSeq, a predicted model, not a curated record